Messenger RNA from Fusarium graminearum PH-1, 1023 nucleotides. RefSeq lists its product as uncharacterized. The transcript has 3 exons. Bases 1 to 1023 code for a protein of 340 amino acids. Lineage: Eukaryota; Fungi; Ascomycota; Sordariomycetes; Hypocreales; Nectriaceae. The record is from RefSeq and is a predicted model, not a curated record.
AUGCCUUCCACUUCUUCCCACUCUUCUCGCUCUUCACGUCUUUCCUACUCCUCACGUUCUUCCCACUCUUCCUCUCACAAUAAACAGCUAGUAAAGGCCGUAUCUUCCUCUUCGUCCAAGCACCAGUCCAAGUCCCCUAGAGAGCCUGGUAUCAAGUCUGUCGCCCAGCAAGCUGAGCUAGACAUCUACCAGUCACAGAACAACGACCUCUGGAAGGAUGUCAAGCAUACCCAGGGUAAUAAAAGCACCUUAAUUCUCGCUGUCGUAGCACCGGAUCAGAGAAAGCCCAUGAAAAGACUCAUCGAGGACAAGGCGAAGCAUAAAAAGAUCCAAUCCUCGGUUGUGGUCACUACUCAAGAUCAGUUGCAGCAGCAGCUUCGCUGUGUCAUUGACAGUGGCGUCAAGAAAACCUACAAGUCUCUACACUUAAUUGUGAGCUCGACAGUUUCUCAAUUGACUUACCACAUUGAAAACUUUGUGGACCAAGUCUUUGUCAAAUCAUGUGGGUCAGCUGGACGGCAAGAUGCCCUCUACAUUAGCGCGUCUUCCACCUAUUGCGGUUGGCAGACGUAUGCGUGGUCUCAUCGCCCUCAAGAAGCCCGGUUCCAGAAACAGCUCACCCACCAUGAGGGUUGCUUGUUUGACAUGAGGGAUGUUAGCCCCCAGGAACUUUCCUAUCUCAGUCAGCCCAGAGAGCAACCAAACCUUUCGGACGACGCUAGGAGGGACGUCAUGGCUCAAAUGGAGUCACUCAAAGACGAUGUCGUUACUGAAUACAGUGAGGAGAGCGUCCAGUCACCUAAUGAUCAUGUCAACUCAUGGUUCCAGCAGUGGAAGAGGCUUCUAGCCACUGUCAUCGAAGCUGGUGCAAACGCGAGCGGCGCUGGGAUUAUCAGUGGCAUGUGGAUGGGCAGUGAGGGGCUCAUCAUAAAGGGACCAUUUGGUCUUUACAUCGCUGCAGGAAACUCUGGGGCUGGGCUAAGGAAAGCUUUACUUGGAUCAAGAACAAGAUUACCGAGUUAG